This is a messenger RNA of Diuraphis noxia (Russian wheat aphid), 756 nucleotides long. RefSeq lists its product as uncharacterized. Lineage: Eukaryota; Metazoa; Arthropoda; Insecta; Hemiptera; Aphididae. The record is from RefSeq and is a predicted model, not a curated record.
UUGAAUCGUAUCACGCUUCUCUUUUACGCCGAAUGGGACAACAUCCAUCUUUAUAUGUAUUCUAUGACCAUUUGAGAAGUAUAGAACAACAAUCCAGAAUGGAUUUUUCAAGGGCGAUUGAUGGACUACCGGUGAGACGUGUAACUUCUCAUAUGUAUCCACAAAAUAUAGUGACAUUAAAUGAUGCGUGGCUACGGGCUGAAAACAGUCAGUAUACCUUAGAGGAGUUCCAAAGAUAUACAGCACAUACACCAGAACAAAUAUUGAUGGCAGAAAUUGGAGAGCCAGUAUUUGUGGAAAAUAAUCUCCAGGACUUGGAUCUAAAUCUACAAGCUUUGCCACCUCCACUUCAAUUAAUGGAUCAUCAAAUGAUUCCAGAUGAACGUGGACGAAGAAGACGGGGACAAGGUAGAGCUCGUAUUCCUGAAAAUGAACAAGGUCCUCAAAGAAUGCGUGGAAGGCGUGGGAUACAUCCUAGAAGAGGGCAAAGAGCCAAUAGAUGCAGGUGACAAGUCCCCAGAGGACUUGUUGCUGAGGCAUGGGCAGAAUUUUAUGCCGAACUAUCAGAGGACGACGAAGAUAUACAGCCACAAUUAGCACCGGUCCAGGAACCAAUUCAAGAAAAUAUUGCUGAAAUUUGCAUAAUAUGCAUGGAUGAGGAGGUGUCAGUUAUAAUAAUACCUUGUAGGCAUACAUUUUGCGUCGUUUGCGUACAGCGCCUUCAACAAGAUGCAUUUGAAGUCUGUCCUUUAUGCA